GCAACGGUAUCGGCAAAUAAAGUGUCUGCGCAGUUCCAUUUCAGCAUUCUGAAAUAAACGUGUGGAAUAUUCCGUAUCACCUUUGAUUUUAAUUCCGAUAUUUUCAGUCGUGGGUUUGUGACAAUUUAGGUCGGAACAUCCGAAGUUUCAACAUGUCGAAGAAAGAAAGCCAAACCACCGGAAAUGAUGGGGCUCGGCUCUUUAACCAGUUUAAUCCUGAGGAUCAUCCGCGCGACGAAGAGGGCCAGUUCGUGGAGAAAAACGAUUUUAACCCUGAGGAUCAUCCGCGUGGCAAAAGUGGCCAGUUCGUGAAGGAUAAUCAAUUUGAUCCCGCGGAGCAUCCGCGUGACGCAGAUGGCCAGUUCGUGAAGACUCAUGAGACCGCGCGUGAAGAGCUGAGCGCAGCUGCCAAGCUCUUCGCGGAUACCAUGCCACGCGAUGAUCAAGGUCGUUUCGUUGGCGAGAAGAAAUAAUGGAAGGAGGUGGAACGUCACCGUUCGGAGUGUGUGUAAAGAGGGUAACUGCUGUUGCGCGUGGUUGCUGACAGCUGUGCGUGAUUGGAAGGUAUCCCUACUUCUCUUAUUAGUGCACUCAAUCCAGUUUCAUAGUUACUCGGGACAGAAAUAAUCUCGUUUUUUAACAUUUCAUUCCUGGAUCUGAAAAAUAGUUGUCUUGUUCCGUCGAUUUGGUAUCUCUAACCUGUGUAUAAAACAACUUGAGAGAAGCUUCUUUGUAAAUAGCUGUUAGCCAGUUGUUUGGUUUAGAUUGUGUUUCCUACUUGUUAGCGCAACAUGGAUAGAAGUGAUGUUACUGUUAGUACGAACGCAAGAUGUUGAUAAGAAAUUAAUUAAAUUAACAAAAAUUAGUACAGUACAUUAACAAAAACUGCAGCAAUUUCAUUUUUACCAUGACCUACAGGGUGUCAGGACUCAGGUGUAUAUGGUAAGUAAGUAGUUUCGUUGUCGUUAUGAUUCUGCGAGAUGCUUUCAGUAGAUUUAUUUUCAGCGAUUCUUGUAACUGUAGCCUGCAGUGUGACUUGAUUUUG
Molecule: messenger RNA, 1045 nt
Organism: Paramacrobiotus metropolitanus
Lineage: Eukaryota; Metazoa; Tardigrada; Eutardigrada; Parachela; Macrobiotidae
Exons: 5
Coding region: 153-473 (106 amino acids)
Source: RefSeq, a predicted model, not a curated record